This is a messenger RNA of Schistocerca cancellata (South American locust), 3008 nucleotides long. Its product is annotated as inhibitor of growth protein 5-like. Bases 174 to 1004 code for a protein of 276 amino acids. Lineage: Eukaryota; Metazoa; Arthropoda; Insecta; Orthoptera; Acrididae. Gene Ontology annotation, biological process: regulation of DNA-templated transcription. The transcript has 5 exons. Gene Ontology annotation, cellular component: nucleus. The record is from RefSeq and is a predicted model, not a curated record.
ACUGUGAAGUGGAAGCUGUGUGGAAUUUAACCGUCUGGUUGAUCAAAUUUGCUGUAAUGAAAUGAAAAACGGAAGAGGCCAGUGAAGUGGACAGGAAGAUGGACAUUUUGAUGUGAUAAGGAUAAAUGAUGCUCAUUUAUAUUUAUCUAUAGGAUUUCCUUCCAAUCGCAACAAUGACGUGUGCACUGUAUUUGGAACAUUAUUUAGACAGCCUGGAGCACCUGCCAAUCGAGCUGCAGCGGAACUUCAUGCUGAUGCGGGACUUGGACAAGCGGGCACAGGACCUGAUGCGCAACAUUGACAAGCUGGCCGGGGAGUAUCUGCAGCAGGUGCGCACGAUGCCAGCGGAACGCCGCCGCGAGCAGAUGAACAACAUCCAGAACCUGUUUGACAAGGCCAAGGAGUACGGGGAUGACAAGGUGCAACUGGCCAUCCAGACCUACGAGCUGGUGGAUAAACACAUCCGGCGGCUCGACUCUGACUUGGCCAGGUUUGAGGCAGAGAUACAGGACAAGGCAGUCAGCAACUCUCGCAAUCAGGACGAUGGCACCUCUUCAAAGAAAGGCCGGAAGAAGUUGAGGGACAAGGAGCGCAGCAAGAAGCGUGGCGGCGUAUCCUCAGAAGAUGACGGCGGGUCCGGCACGGUCAAGUCGUCCCGUAAGAAGCAGAAGAAGGGCGGAGGUGGCGGUGCGGGCGGCGGUGCCGGGAGCGGAGGAGGGUCAGGGGGUGCGGGCAGCGGCGACAGCGGGGAUUUGGGUGGCGGUGCGGCAGUGGCGGCAGCAUUGGCGGGCAUCGCACACCCGUCUGACGUGCUGGACAUGCCGGUGGAUCCCAAUGAGCCCACCUACUGCCUCUGCCACCAGGUCUCCUAUGGUGAGAUGAUCGGCUGCGACAACCCUGACUGUCCGAUAGAGUGGUUCCACUUUGCGUGCGUGGGUCUGGUGACAAAACCAAAGGGCAAGUGGUUCUGUCCAAAGUGCACAGCGGACCGCAAGAAGAAAUGAGCAGAAUAGAAUGCAGUGGAGUCUGGACGCCCUGGCGUAUACGUUUCUGGUUGCAGAAAUCUGUCUGUGUUCACUCAGCAGUGUGGAACAGUUUGCUUAGAAUGGUCAGUUAUCUUCCUCUUCUACAAACACUGUGUGAAAUUACUCAUAAAUUGUGGUACUUCAUAAUGACAAAACAUAUUAGAGGAUUGCAAGGGACAACACACACUUACAGAUUCUCACUAAGUUCGUCUUUGUCACAAGAAUAAAUGUCAUUAAGAAUUCAGUUAAAAGGAAAUUGUGGUUCUUAUUAUUUUAAACGAAGGAAACAUGACAUAAUCGCAAUACUGUUUAUAUUUUACAAUAUACAUGUUCCUUAUUAGUCCAGCAAGAAAAAUUUUGUCAGUUCAAGGCCCAUCACAUCUUCAGUGUUUUACACAAUUAUAGAAAUUAUUCUAUGGGGAGGGUUGUGUGGGUGAAGAUUGUCCUCACUUCGGUUGGGAAUCAAUGUUUUGAGCAUUUAACACAGCUGUGGAGUAGUCUGAAAAGUCCUAAGGCAUGGGUUGCUGUGGCGAAUUAGUCACAUGUUCUCAUGAAACUGAGUGUAAGAUAAGAGUUGGAGCCAUCUUUAUAUUAAUUCUUCACACUUCAUCUGCAAAUAAUUCAACCACUAACUGCAAUUUUUCUGUAAUAAGAACUUUCAUCACUAAACUAAGGAACAGUAUUAUUUAGUGGGAAUUUGUGUGUAUAUCCGAACGAAAAUGCGCUUAAGAAAAAUGUAAAAUUCUGGGAAGAUAGAAUGGCUGGUAGUGCUUAAUUUCCCUUUCAGCAGUUCUGUCUCCUAUGGAUUUAUAUGAGUUGUAGACACUGUGGAUGACUUUCCUGCAGUCUUUCACUAUGGGACAUCACAGUUUGAAAUUAAUUUUGUGGCUUGUAUGUUCGCCCCCAGGAGGCAGAAGUGAAAGAUGAUUAAUUUAUUAUAAGAAAGAGUUUGACACUAGUGAGGGAAUACAGGAGCUACAAAAGAAUGUCCACAGCGAACAUUGUAUCUACAAAGAUUUUCAAAGACUAACUGACUGGAAUUGUCAUAAUUUGUUAACAUUGCCAUUCUUAUUGGAAAAUUUUAGGGUGUGUUAAGACUAGGAAUUUUAAAUUAUUACAGCUGAUGGUGGAAUGAUAUAUCAUAAAAUUUACUCCGCAGUGCAUGUUGUGAAAAACUGUGAUGGUGUGAAGUGUAUCAGGUGGAGAAAUAUUUUUUUGUUCAGACCACACAUCUGGCUACAAUGGCAAAGUUUAGACAAAGUGCACAUUUAGGUGCCGAUGAUGUUUAUGAAAGAAAUGUGUUACAUAUUAUAGAUAUUCUAAUCCAUGAAUAAGGUUUAAAGAACAAAAUUGUCAAUUUUUAUGCAACUGUGGAUAACUUUUUAAUCUGUUUUUCUCUUCCACAUCCUCCUGUUAUUUUUUCCUCUUCUUUUUUAAGUAACUGAAAAGUAUUAUGUUAUUUGUUUAUAUUUUUAUAUUGCAUAUAUUUAUGUAAGUGUAUAUACAACAUAAUUUAAUGUGCUCUUUUGACAAUUAACUGCAUAGAUUUUUUAACAGAAAGAUCUGUAUUUAUAAAAAAUUUUUAGUGUAUGCUCAGUUUUAGGUAUUCUAUGUCAAACUCCUUAUGAAUCCCUUCCUGUUUAAAAUAUUUUUAUGGCAAUAUGCUCUGGGUUAAUCGGCUUUAAUGACUAAGAUUCCACUUCAAGUGUGGUUCCUGCUAUCUUCUUUGGCUUACAGAAUUAAGGUCAACAUGAUACGAUAGUUUGUUUGCAUGUUGAAUACUUUAAAUAACUGUAAUUGUGAUAUAACAUUCAGAUAUCCUUUGAUGUGUUUCAUGUAUAAAAAAUAUUGUGUCAGUAAUGAUUGCAAAUGAUCAAGUUGUUGUUAAGUAUAAGCCUCUGUGUUACACUUAGCAUACGCAGUUCUGUACUAGAACCUGUUGUAAAGUAUUAUGUCAAAAGAACAUUAAAUUACAUUUUCGUA